This is a messenger RNA of Anopheles cruzii, 3560 nucleotides long. RefSeq names its product intraflagellar transport protein 122 homolog (gene Oseg1). Gene Ontology annotation, cellular component: intraciliary transport particle A; non-motile cilium. The record is from RefSeq and is a predicted model, not a curated record. Lineage: Eukaryota; Metazoa; Arthropoda; Insecta; Diptera; Culicidae. The transcript is spliced from 7 exons. The coding region runs from base 1 to 3519 and encodes 1172 amino acids. Gene Ontology annotation, biological process: protein localization to cilium; intraciliary retrograde transport; non-motile cilium assembly. Gene Ontology annotation, molecular function: protein binding.
AUGCGGGCGAUACCGAAAUGGGUUGAAAAGAUCCACGAUUCCGCCGAGAAAAAUGAUGUCGCAAGCAUCCAUUCGAUCUGCUAUCACCCGGAGGGAUUGCAGCUGGUGGUGGGUGCUGGUGACAAGGUGCUGGUGUACGAUCCGAUCGACGGCAAUCUGAUCAGCUCACUGAAGGGCCACAAGGACACGGUUUACUGUGUAGCGUACGCGAAAGAUGGCAAGAAGUUUGCAUCGGGAAGUGCCGACAAAACGGUCAUCAUUUGGACGCUGAAACUGGAAGGAUUGCUCAAAUUUUCUCACAACGAUUCGGUCCAGUGCCUUGCGUUCAAUCCGAUCUCUCACCAGCUUGCCUCGUGUGCCGUAUCGGACUUUUCAUUCUGGUCAUCCGAGCAAAAGGCGGUCCAAAAGUACAAAUCUCCGGCCCGCAUCAAUGCGUGCGCCUGGACAAACGAUGGACAGUACAUUGCGCUCGGGCUGGCAAAUGGAACGAUUUCGAUACGCAACAAGGCGGGCGAGGAGAAGAUCAAGAUCGAUCGACCGGGAGGAGUCAAUAGCCCGGUGUUUGGUGUUGCCUGGAACCCCCCGGCUACGUCCGGUUCAUCGGACAUCCUUUGCGUGAUCGAUUGGAGUCAAAUACUGUCGUUCUACUCGCUCGGUGGUCAGAUGAUCGGCAAGGAGCGUAACUUUGGUUUUGAUCCACUCUGCUUGAGUUUUUUCCCCAACGGAGAGUUUCUGAUCGUGGCCGGUUGUAACAAAGCGCUGCAGCUCUUCACCCGUGACGGAAUUCGACUGGGAAUGCUAGGAGAGCAGUACGACUCGUGGAUCUGGACUGCGGUCGUUCAUCCGGCCGGGACCUGUGUGGUGGUUGGCUGUCAGGAUGGGACGCUCGGGUGCUACAAUUUGGCCUUCAACACGGUGCACGCACUCUACCGGGAACGCUAUGCGUUCCGAGAGAACAUGUGCGACGUGAUCAUCCAGCACUUGGUGUCGGGCCAAAAGGUACGAAUCAAGUGCCGCGAUCUCGUACACAAGAUCGCCAUCUAUCGGAACCGGUUAGCGGUGCAACUGCCCGAGCGGGUUGUUCUUUACGAAUUGAGCUCCGCCGAAAACCAACCGAUGCACUACAAGGUGCGAGAAAAGAUUGCGAAAAAAUUCGAGUGCAGCCUGUUGGUCGUGUGCGCACAGCACCUGGUGCUGUGCCAGGAGAAGAAGCUGCAGAGCCUCGACUUUGCCGGGCUGCUGCAGCGCGAAUGGCUGAUGGAUAGUUUCAUACGCUACAUCAAGGUUACGGGCGGACCGGCUGGCCGCGAGGGACUGUUGCUCGGCCUGAAGAGUGGUCAAGUGUGGCGAAUCUUUCUGGACAACUCGCUCCCAAUUCUGGUCACGACCGUACUGUCGUCCGUGCGGUGUCUCGAUCUGAACGCAACGCGGACCAAGCUAGCGGUGGUGGACGAUGCGGGCCGGCUAGUGGUGCGGGAUCUAAUUCAGGAUACGAUGCUGUACCAAGAUUCGAGCGUUAAUUCGGUCGCUUGGAACACACAUCUCGAGUCGAUGCUGUGUUAUUCGCACACGACGGGCGGGCUAAGUGUUCGCGUUGGAACCCUGCCACCUCGUAGCCCCCAGACGAUGCUCGGUGUUGUCGUCGGUUUGUGUGGAGCCACCGCUUUCUGCCUGCGAGGAAACGUGAUGAGCAACGUCCCACUCGCACUCGGUGCUACGAUGUGGCAGUUUGUCGAGGCCGGAAUGUUCGACGACGCAUAUCAGGUGGCCUGUCUCGGUGUGCCCCUGUCUGACUGGGAAGGCCUGGCCCAAGCUGCGCUCGAUGCACUGGACUUUCAGAUCGCUCGUGACGCGUACGUGAAGGUGCGUAACCUUCCGUGGCUCGAACUGAUCGGAGAGCUGCGUGAACGUCAGAAGCGGGGCGAAACGUCGAAGGAGGUGCUGUUGGCGGAAGCGUACUCCUUCGCCGGCCGCUUCAAGGAAGCAGCCCGUCUCUAUCAGAAGGCUGGCAGCAACGGUAAAGCGCUCGCAAUGUACAGCGAUCUGCGGAUGUUCGAUUUGGCGCAGGAAUUCCUGAAAGAAGGCAGCGCAGCGGAUAAAAAGGAGCUGAUCCGUCGACGGGCCGAGUGGGCCUGCUCGGUGCAUGAACCGCGGGCCGCUGCCGAGCUGCUACUGUCUGCUGGAGAAGCAGAACGGGCCAUUGAAAUCGUGGCCGAACAGGGUUGGCCCGAUGUUCUGCUCGACAUUGGCCGACGUCUUGCGGCAACGGAGAGAAAACCGCUCGAACUGAUUGCAGGCCACUUGCGCCGUUUGAAAGCGCUUCCCUUGGCGGCGGAAAUAUAUCGCAAGCUGGGCGAAGAGGAACAAGUGGUACAGCUGCACGUCGAAGCGCGCGAUUGGCCGGAAGCGUUCCGAUUGGCCGAGCAUCUGCCAAAGGUGUUGCCCGCGAUCCACUUCCAGCACGCCCAAUGGCUAGCCGAAUCGGAUCAGUUUAUUUCCGCACACGAAGCGUACAUUCUGGCGGGUCGACCCCAUGAAGCAACGAAGCUGUUGCGGAAUCUGGUCGAGUGUGCCGUCUCGGAAGAACGAUAUCUUGAUGCUGGCUAUUACACAUUGCUGAGGGCCAAACAGGCCCUAAAGAUGCUCGUCGGUACUACCGAGCAGGAGACGACCGUUCCGGAUGGUCCUGCCGUCGAGGAGUAUCGUUCGUUGUUGAAGCUUUCGUCCAUCUACUAUGCGUACAAUACUAUCAAUUCGUACCUGAAGGAACCGUUCACCAGUAGCCCACCGUUGACUCUGUUCAACACCAGCCGUUUCGUCGUGAACCAAAUAAAUGGGACCAACGCCCCGAAGGGCAUCAGUUUGUUUGCCGUCUAUUAUACGCUGUCGAAACAGGCCAAGGUGCUUGGGGCCAAUAAACUGCACCUGCAGAUCAACAACAAGCUGCAAUCGUUGAAAGUUCCGGCCGGCAUUCAGGAACAGGUGGACAUUAGCUACAUCACUAGCCGGGCCUGCCCGGGAGGGUUUAACGAUCCCGAGGAGCUGUUGCCGAUGUGCUACAAGUGCUCGAACUACAGCCCACAUCUGCACGGCAACCGGUGUCCGAACUGUCAGCAGGAGUACGUUUUCUCGUACGUAUCCUUCGAGAUUCUGCCGCUGGCCGAGUUUGUCCCCGAGCGCGACAUUAGCGAGCAAGAUGCCGAAAGACUUUUACUGGCACCUCCGAAACCGGUGGCCGAUGGUCAGCAGGAUCAGUUUAUACAGGAAGACAUUAUUGAUACCUAUCCGUCGACGCUUGAUCGUGAUGCACUGCGGGCGAUCGACCCACGGGAAGUGAUCAUCGUGCGCGGUCCGGCGCCACUUUCAACGCGCUACUACCGCAACCUGCUGCCCGAGUUGCAGAUCACCGUGUGCUCGGAGUGCAAUCAGGUGUUUCACUCGGAGGACUUUGAGCUGCAGUUUCUGCAGAAAGGCUACUGUCCGUUCUGCCGAACGGCCGAAGAAAGUCUUAUGAAUUAGUGUUUACGGAUCUCAUUGUUGUGUGUGUGUGAAAGAAAUCA